Molecule: messenger RNA, 3701 nt
Organism: Grammomys surdaster
Lineage: Eukaryota; Metazoa; Chordata; Mammalia; Rodentia; Muridae
Gene: Mis18bp1
Product: MIS18 binding protein 1
Exons: 13
Coding region: 1-2967 (988 amino acids)
Source: RefSeq, a predicted model, not a curated record
AUGUUUGUAUCACCUUUGAAACAUUCAGGAAUUCAUUUGUCUUCUGGGACAUUGCAAACAAGAAAUAUGCCUCUAGAUGCAGUCUUUAUCGACAGCAUCCCUUCAGGCACACUCACUCCUGUGAAAGACUUGAUGAAGUAUCAGAAGUCCUCUCUAAAACUGAAUGGUCAUAAAAAGAAUCAGUUUUUAGAAAUUACAACUUCUAACAAUAAAAAUGUACUUCAAUCCACCAUGCUAUCGGAAGAUAACCUUUCAAACCACUCUCCUGAUGUCAGUGUUAUAAAACCCAAUGUGGAUAUGAUUUAUGAAUCACCAGGAAAAAUCUUUCAAAGAAUGAAAGAAAAAGUACAGUCUGACAAACAAGAACAACCAUCAAGGAACCUGUUGGGAUCACCAAAAUGUGAACAUAAUAAAGUCUUUCCUCCUGACAGAGGCAAGAAAACUCGGCUGCAACAUACCUAUAUCUGUGAGGAAAAAAAAAUAUCAUUCCAAUCCAAUAACUCUUCAUUGGGAGAUCCUCUAAUUCUGAACCAAGAACAAAAAAAUGUUUCAGCUUCAUGCAUUUCAAGCAAAGCAUUAACUAGAGCCCAGUUUGGCAAACAAGUUCUUCAUUCAAAAGGGAGGCCUGUGAAAACCACUGUGUCCAAAAAGAACACAUUUGCUUUGGAAGGCGUUAAUUCUACUUAUGAAAAGUUUGAAAAUACUGAUAUGAACACCAUUAGUACUAUUUGUGUUCCUGUUAAGAAUCAUAGCCAGUCUAUUACUUCUGAUAAUGAUGUGACAACAAAAAGGACUAAAAAAGAGGAUAUUACAGAAGAAAAUGAAGAAAUGAUGUCUAGAAGGACUAUUCUUCAAGAUCCCAUGAAGAAUACAUCUAAAGUUAAACGUGUGAGUCCAAGACUUAAUUUAACACUAUCUGACCAGUCUCAAAGAAAACUUACAAAGCUUGAAACUGUUAUAAGUGAAGUAAAACAAUAUCAGGUAGUCCACCUACAGGAAUGGAUGAUUAAAGUCAUCAAUAAUAAUACUGCUAUAUGUGUAGAAGGAAAGUUGGUAGAUGAGGCUGAUAUUUAUUGGCAUAGUAAUGUAAUUAUAGAGCGGAUUAAACACAAUGAACUUAGGACCUUAUCAGGCAACAUUUAUAUAUUAAAAGGACUGAUAGACCAGGUUUCCAUGAAAGAAGCAGGAUAUCCCUCUAUUUUUACAAGAAAAUUUCUGUUUGGAUUUCCCAAAGAUUGGAAGAAAUACAUUGAUAAUUUUCUAGAACAAUUAAGGGCUAAAGAAAAGAACAAGAGUGAGACCAGACAGAAAACUGCAAGAUCCCAAAAUAAACAAAAAUGGAUAAAAAAUGAUGCAGAAGAUAAACAAACAGAUGUCCUCCGAAAGGCCAGCAUCACUUACGACCUUAAUGGUGAUGGCUUAGAGAGAACUGAGGUAUUAAAUGUACCCAUUGAUCCCUUGAACUCACUGGAACAGUCUACCCCUGACAAAGAAAGAAGACACCAGACUCUCACUCAGAAGGAAGCUUACGUUUUAAUAACACCACUUAGAACCACAAAGUUGAUAGAGCAAAGAUGUGUGGAGCACAGUCUCUCUUUCGAAGGAGGAAUAGAUUUUUUCAAAGCAAAGCAUCAAGAAGAAAGUGAGUCAGUUGUACAAGAAACUCCGAGUCCUACCUGUAAGUCCUUAGAGACCUUUGAACAUAGCGUGGGUUAUGAAGGCAGUGCCAAGGAGGACUGCAACGAAUGUGACAUAAUCACUGUCAAACAUAUUCAGAUACCUUGCUCGAAAAGUAAACAAAUACUCACCAAUGAUUCUAAGAAAAAGAACAAGUUGUCCUCAAAACUGCAGAAAACUGAAAAACAAAUAGAUGUAUCACUGUAUAGCCAGUCCUCGUCACAUUUGUCAAGUGAAGAGAAUGAAGUAAAACCAGAAAUUAAAAGUAAAACCAGAGCAAGAAAUACAAAAGAAAGACUGAAUCAGGAGAGAAAAACCAGAAGCAACAUCACAAAAGAUAUCCUCCUCAUUUCAGAAGCUAAAGGUGAGAGUGAUUGUUCCAUCACACCAAAGAGACUUAGAUCUUCUGCUAAAGAAUCACAUUACAAAUCUGAUGUUAGCAAGAACUUUCUAAUUGAAGUUAAGGCAUCUGAUACAACUAACAGGCAACUGGUAGACAGUCUACCUGGCUUAACUGAUGAUGGAGAAUGGAACCAGCAAGAGUUACAGAAGCUUCAUCGUGCUUUUACAUCUCUUCCAAAGCACAAACCUGGCUUUUGGUCAGAUGUUGCUAUGGCAGUAGGUUCUCGAACUGCUGAUGAGUGCCAGAAGAAAUACACAGAAGAACCCAAAGGCAGAGGAUCCCAAAAACAUGUCUCUAAGAAAAAGCAAGCCAACUUCAAGGUCCAAAAUGGUGAGGAAGACAGCACUGACAAGAGAACGAUUACGAUAACCGCCGGAGUGGGGACUCUUAAAAGGAAACGACAAGUGAGGGAAUGUCUCGAACACUUGCCAAAAGACAACCACGAUGAUUUUUUCACUGCAACACCCUUGCAGAAACAAAGAAUACGGUUGCCAAGUUUUCAAUACAGUCAAGACGAUGAUAUUCUGCUGUGUAUGGACAGGAUCCCAGCGUCUCCAUCAUCAGUUCCUUCCACACUGACAAGCACCACUCCGCAGUGCAGCCAUGUCAGCCCUGGAAUGCUAACCUCUAUAGAAAGGAAUGAUUGUGAUAAAUAUGUUUACCAUAUGCAAAAAAAUGCUAAAAAAUGUAGCAAGAGUAAAGGUGGCCUUGUCUGGGGCAACAUUAGGAAAAAAACAGUUGAAACUGAUCUCUCAUCUCCAAUACGAACACGAAAAGCCCUGUUUAACAAAGAUUUAGGUGAAAACACUGAUAUUCCAAAGUUUUUCAUUGAUGAUAUAGAAUCAGAUGAAGAAGAAAAAGAUUAUUACUUUUCCAAUUCUGACUGAUAGUAAAAGGACCUGCAGGAAUUUUACCAUCAAGAAGAAUAUACGUAUAUUCUCAUUUGAUGACUAUUUUCUUUGUAAUAAGGGAAUGCAGAUUUGUUUCCCAAAGAUGUCUUGUUUGUAUGCAAGGUAAACACCCUAUAGAGCAUUCCCCAGAAUUACAGCUUACAAGUACAAUUAUUUUGCCUGUGUAUGCAUUUGUAAAUUUUAUAUUUGUAAUAUUAAAGUUUAUAAAGGUCAGUCUCUUGAACAUCCAAGUCUGUUUACUUUAGUAAUCAUGUCUCAAGUAGAUUUAAAUAAAAAUGUAAAAGUCCUUAAAUGAGGAGAGGUAAGGGGCUGGAGUUAAGCGUGUGGAUUGGUGGACACCUGAAUGAAAACUUUUAGCAUCAUGCAGCCUGGAAUUACAAGCCAGACCUCCUUCUCUGUUUAAAUUACGUCAUUCAAACUGUUUACAUGUUUUUAUGUUUUAUAUACCUUUUCUUCUGAUAGUUCAUCUUAAAUUUUUUACUACACGUUGGUCUGUUUGUGAAAUCUAUCUCUAAUUCAUUGUUCUUUAUUAUUUUAUAAAUAAAAGGAACCAGAGGACAGGUUCUGUUGUAUUCUGCAGCCCUGCUAUAGUUGAUAGAUCCACUGUUAUAAUUAUGAUGUCCUAACCUAAUAAACAGGUUUUCCCUUUCGACAGCUUUUAAAGGUAACUUUCAUUCCGUCAUUGUUUUAAAGCUUGACAUAAGUUAUUU